AUGUCUAGAUUUGGAACUAGAGUGUUUAGAGGGGUUAAAGAACAAGAAGCUUAUGAUAAGACAUUAGCAGGAAAAUAUUCAAAAUUAGUCAAAAAGAAUCAUUUUCUAUAUUUAGGUUUACCAUUUUUAAUAUCAAUAGUUGCCGGUUCAAUCUAUCUACAAAAAUUUACCUCCAUAAAAUGGGAGCAAUAUGAUGAGAAAUAUAGACAAUUAGGAGAAGAAGAAAUGUUGGAUAUGAUCGAAAAUAAAAGAACAGUUGAUAAAAAAAAUGAUUAUUAUAGAUUACAAGGGUUAUUGACAGACCAUGUGGAAAAAGAAGUUGAACAUGAUUAUGAAAUGAAAAGAAUCCAAAGAAAGAAGGAAGAUGAACCAGUUUGGUGGAGAUCGGGAUGA
Lodderomyces pseudojiufengensis is the source of this 393-nucleotide messenger RNA. RefSeq lists its product as uncharacterized. Gene Ontology annotation, biological process: mitochondrial respiratory chain complex IV assembly. The record is from RefSeq and is a predicted model, not a curated record. Gene Ontology annotation, cellular component: mitochondrial inner membrane. The transcript has a single exon. Bases 1 to 393 code for a protein of 130 amino acids. NCBI's taxonomy places the organism in Eukaryota, Fungi, Ascomycota, Pichiomycetes, Serinales, Debaryomycetaceae.